AUGGAGAGAAUGGAGGAAUGUGAGCGAUAUAUUAGAGGAUACAGCUUAAAUGAUGAGGGAGUUGCAGACCAAAGUCAGGACCCACUUAGGACCCAGAACCAGGCCUCCAGUUCCUCCAUUUCAUGGAUAUAUGACUCGGUGGCUACCUCCACUAUUCCGGAAAAGGCCUUCCACACCCUCUAUGAAGCAGCUAAUGGCCCUCUCAAUGGGCCCCUAAAUCCUUCACAUAACAUAAUCCCGAGCUUCCACAAACUUAAAGCCACCCUCCCUCAUUUCCCUAAUAUCUCCCCUGAACCUCUCCCCUAUCCUGAUGACCAGUUAUUUGUAGACGGCUCCUCUUCCAAGUCAGUUGACUCCCAUAAAAUCGCUGGAUUAAAAGCAGCCCCACUGACCCACCAACUGCCCUCCUCUGCUGAUUCUCCAGCACCCUCCUUAGUCCAACCAAACUCCGCCUUACACCCUUUGAGGAAAAUCCAUGAGCGGCCGAGUAAGAGGACUCAGUACCCGGAAUACCUUGACUUCAUUAAAGAAGUGGGCUUUGCCUGUGGGUUUCACGUAGAGGAAGACUGCCUUGGGAUUCCUUCAACCGAAAGAGUCUGUCUUGUUGGGAAAUCCAGAACAUACCCUCCCUCCAGAGAAGCUUCCAUGGAUGAAAAGAGGACUCAGUACAUUAAGAGCAGGCCGGGCUGCCCUGUAAGCCCACCUGGCCAGGAGCUUACCCUUUCUCCACCCCGGGUUGCUGCUGACAGUGCUGGUCACUAUGACAGCCACGAAGCUGUGGACGCUGGGGUCUGGCGUGCAGCCGAGGCCCGGGCUGCCGAGCACGGCGCACGGCCCCAGGCCGAAGGCCCCUGGCUACCUGGAUGUCACCCCAGAGGAAAGGCUGAGCGCGUGAGGAACUGUGCCGCCCUCUCGCGAGAUUUUAUUGACCACGUGGUUUUGCAGGCGGCGAAUUUACUGUUAGGAAAGCAAUUAAACACAAGAAGUUCUCGAAAUGGGAGUGUGAAGACCUGGAGUGUGGGGGAGAGCCUUUCCCUGGCAGAAGUAGCCAGUGAGCUGCACGCGGAGACGCUGCGGAGGCUGAAGCGGGAGUGUGCGGGUCUGCAGACGCUGCUCCCGAAGCACCAGGUGUUCCGAGUUGUGAACGGCGGGCUCACACCCGCACGGAGCGAGGAGACGCUGCGGAGGACAAAGCAACCGCAAGCGAAACCGAGACUGCUCUCCAAAGCCUGCAGAACCCGCCACUGCUGGUUCACGCAUCACCCCGGCGGCUGUGCUCUGUCCGCGGACUGCUGCCCGUUUGCCCACGGUCCUGCAGAGCUGCGGCUGCCUGGGACCCCAGGAAGAUUUCCUGAGCUGCGUUCUGGUCGGGGAGGCCAAACCAAGCAGAACUUCCCCAGCAAUCCUCAGUGCUCCUAUCUCUGCACUGGCUGUGUUCCAGCACACCUCCUCCCACCUUCUCCAGAUCCUGACGGUGAUAAACCGUAUUUCAUAAACAUCAUAAGCCACAGAAGCCACAGUUCCUUAGAAGCUCCCAGCUGGGUGCCCAGUUUGUUUCAGAUGCAGCCACUUAAGAUCGUGCACAGAUUCUUACAGUGUUUCCUGGGGGAGAGAGGCUGGGGACACCGUGCACAGGCCCCUCCCAGGGCGCUCUCCCUAUGGCUGCGCCACCACGUCCACGUCUGUGAAGAGGAUGGGGCUCCUCCAGAAGUAUGA
This is a messenger RNA of Cebus imitator (Panamanian white-faced capuchin), 1716 nucleotides long. Its product is annotated as probable tRNA (uracil-O(2)-)-methyltransferase. NCBI's taxonomy places the organism in Eukaryota, Metazoa, Chordata, Mammalia, Primates, Cebidae. The record is from RefSeq and is a predicted model, not a curated record. Gene Ontology annotation, molecular function: tRNA (uridine) methyltransferase activity. Gene Ontology annotation, biological process: tRNA methylation.